ACUGCCAUACCGCACCAAUACCGUUUGUCCGGUUCGGGGAUAUGAAUGGUCGCCAGCUCUACCAAUUCAAUCGAGGGUUCCACGUUUCCCGGUGUGCUCGGUAACAAAGAAAGCGGGCGUACGAAGUACGUGCGGGUAUUUUAUCUACCAGUCCACGACUACUAAACCAUAUCUCAACCUUAGCGACUUAGUCAGUAGAUUCUAAGGUUGGACAUGUAUGGAACACAUAUGAGGGGAAGUACUUAAACCCGUCUUACAUGACUCGACUACACUCCUUUCCCUAUUUCGUCAGCCUCCGAAGAGAUUCGAGGAUUAGGUACCUACCUAGUAGCUAGGUGAUUCUACUCGAAGACGACUUGACGACUCUUCUAGUGCUGACGCUGUGGCGCAUUCAUUCGUAAGAGUCAAUAUUCAAAAUGGCGUUGUCGAUAGCCACAGACCAUGGCGACAUCGACGAGUCGCUGAUCCCAGGAACCGUCCACCUGGUCGAUCUGGAGCACACAAUGGCCACGCGACACGCUAGGGGCCAUAACGACAUCGUGCUGGUGCCGACCCCAUCCACAGACCCAGACGAUCCAUUGAACUGGACCCCUAGACGCAAGUACCUAGCCUUGGCCUGCGCCCUCCUGUACACCUGGUUCAACGGCAUGGCGUUAUCCGUCGUCUACUCCGUCCUCGUCCCGCUCUCCACCGCGCUCUCCGUCACAGAAGCCGACCUCAACGCCGGCACGGGGUACAUGUUCCUCCUACUAGGCUGGGGCCUGCUCUUCUGGCAGCCCUUCGCGCUACAAUACGGCAAGAGACUAACGUACCUCAUCUCGCUCAUCGCACUCAUGGCCAUCACGGUCUGGGGCCCCUACGCGCGCGGCAACAGCCAAUGGAUCGCGAACAGGGUGCUCACGGGGUUCUUCGCGGCGCCCAUCGAAGCGCUGCCGGAGACGAGCAUCACCGACUUGUUCUUCGCCCACGAACGCGCCACGUAUAUGGGCUGGUACGCGUUCACGCUUGCCGGGAGUAAUUUCUUCGCCCCGAUUAUCUGCGGGUUCAUUAAUGACGGCAUCGGGUAUCGCUGGGUUUUCUACAUCCAGGCGAUUUUCUGUGCGGCUACCUGGGUUUUCCUGUUCUGCUUCAUGGAGGAAACGAAUUAUGAUCGCAGGACUGUGGGGAUUGUGGCGGAGACCGGGAAUGUGGAGGACAAGGGAAAGGAGGAAGCGAAGGAUACGGCUGGUGCGGUGGCUCGUGUUGCGUCGUUGGAGCCGAGGCCGUCGAUGGCGACGAAGAGCUUUUGGCAGAAGUUGUCGGUGGUGGAUAAGCCGAGGCCGUUUAUGAUGCAUUAUCGGGCUUGGCAAUCACUAAAGCUGCUUUCGUGGCCGGUGGUGUUCUAUUCCGGGUUUAGCUAUGGGACGUAUCUCAUCUACUUCAACAUUCUCAAUGCGACGAGUUCGAUUAUCCUUGGGAGCCCUCCGUACAACUUCCGCCCGUCUCUUGUCGGAUUGAGUUAUGUAUCCUGCGUUAUAGGAGUCGCUGCGGCAUCGGCUUUUACGGGGGUUUUCUCGGAUCGGUUCGUUAUUCGCUUGGCUCGGAGAAAUAAUGGUGUUUCUGAACCGGAGCACCGUCUUUGGCUCUUUACCGUUUCGACGUUGGCGAUCCCCGCUUCGCUCAUCCUUUGGGGAGUCGGUGCUGCUCAUGAGGUACAUUGGUUUGGACUGGUAUUCGCUAUGGGAACUACCGCCUUUGCAAACACAAUGGGUAUCACUUUAAGUGUCUCAUAUUUGGUCGACACGUACCGGGAUAUCUCAGGAGACGCGUUGACUACAUGUAUCCUCAUCCGCAACACCAUGAGUUUUGCCAUUAGCUACGGUAUUACGCCUUGGUUAACUAAUCUAGGGACUCAGAAUUGCUUUAUCAACGUGGCCUUCGUCGGGUUGGCUAUAUGCAGCGUUUACUUGCUGAUGAUUAAGUGGGGUAAGAAGUUUAGGGAGGCGAAACGCGUGGCUUAUUGGCAUGAAGUGAAGAAGAGAAUCGAUCUUGGGUUGGUUCACUAAGACUGAAUCGUAGUUGUUGUUGUCGCUGGAAAUAGGUAAGAAUGGUAAACAGGUAGAAGAGACAUUCCAAUUAAAUCAAUAUCACUUCCAGAUUA
Annulohypoxylon maeteangense is the source of this 2140-nucleotide messenger RNA. RefSeq names its product putative MFS transporter. NCBI's taxonomy places the organism in Eukaryota, Fungi, Ascomycota, Sordariomycetes, Xylariales, Hypoxylaceae. The record is from RefSeq and is a predicted model, not a curated record. Gene Ontology annotation, molecular function: transmembrane transporter activity. Gene Ontology annotation, biological process: transmembrane transport. The coding region runs from base 417 to 2045 and encodes 542 amino acids. The transcript has a single exon.